Messenger RNA from Penicillium roqueforti, 1245 nucleotides. RefSeq lists its product as uncharacterized. The transcript is spliced from 2 exons. NCBI's taxonomy places the organism in Eukaryota, Fungi, Ascomycota, Eurotiomycetes, Eurotiales, Aspergillaceae. The record is from RefSeq and is a predicted model, not a curated record. The coding region runs from base 1 to 1245 and encodes 414 amino acids. Gene Ontology annotation, cellular component: plasma membrane.
AUGGAAGCAGCCCCGGACAUCGCACAGCCACGGUGGCAGCAAGCCCUGAAGCGCAUCGCAAGUCUAAUCCUCCGCCAAUGGCUCCUAAUCGGGAUCGGCGUCGUGUGCGCCCUGGCAUACUGCUUCCCAAACGUGGCCAAGCAUGGAGGCAUCAUCCGCUCCGAAUACAGCAUCAUGUACGGCGUGAUCGCGAUAAUCUUCCUAAUCUCAGGAUUGAGCAUCCCGCGCCAGAAGCUUAUCGAGCACGUGCUGAAUUGGCGACUCCACUUGAUCGUGCAGGCGGUUUCGUUUCUGUUUAUUCCUGCGCUGGUGCUGGCUAUCGUGCAUAUUAUCAUCGCUGCCGAUACGGGGAGUAAAAUUGAUCGCGCGGUGCUGGCGGGGUAUAUCUUCACUGCUUGUAUUCCGACGACGAUUGCGUCCAAUGUUGUUAUGACGAGGUCUGCGGGUGGAGAUGAUGCGGCUGCUUUGGUGGAGGUCUUGUUGGCUAAUAUUCUCGGCCCGUUUGUUACGGCUGCUUGGACUGUUGCGUUGAUACCUAAGAGGGCGGAGUUUGAUCCCUGGCGGUAUGGGGGUGGGAAUUUGGGAAGUAUGUAUAGGGAGGUUUUCAAGCAAUUGGGACUCAGUGUGUUACUGCCACUGUUCGUUGGGCAGGUGGUGAGGUGGACUUGGCCUGAUCGCACUGCGUAUGUCAUGCAGAAGACCAAGCUGCCUAAGUUGUCUACUGUCUGCUUAUUGUUGUUGAUCUGGGCCACAUUCUCCUCCUGCUUCGCAACAGGAGCUCUCCAAACCUUUUCCGCGCAGAGCAUAAUCUUCGUGGUCCUAUUCAACAUCCUACUUUACAUCACUUUAACGGCAGUAUGCUUCUUCUGCUCCAGACCACCGCGAAUCUUCAGCUCUCGACGCUGGUCCAAGCCCAUAUUUGAGCGCAUGUCUCCGGAGGAAACUAUUGCAGUUUGCUUUUGCGGACCAGCGAAGAGCACCGCACUUGGUAUCCCGUUGCUCUACGCAAUGUGGCAGCCAGUUGAUCUCUUCAUAAAAGCGAAGACAUCGGUGCCGGUACUACUCUAUACCACGGAGCAGAUCUGCGUGGCGCAUUUCUUCGUUCAGAUGUUCCGGUGGUGGCAUGCUAGAGUCAUCGAGAAAGAGGAUUUGGAUGACUCUACGCGCGAUGAUGUUGAGAUUGGUAUGGCUGAAAAUUUAUGUGGGGAUCACGCAGGACGUGUUCAUGAGCGUACGACUAUUUGA